AGAACAAUGCCGUACUUCAGUUGCACCCCGGCCAGAAGACAAGCAGUACACAGAAGACGAGUUGCGCGAGUGCGAGGAGAUCCUUAUCGAGUUUGCAAAGAAGCUUGCCAAGGAAGAAAACAUCGUUGAUCUGCGAAAGUUGCUUGUGAUUACUCGUCCUUUCUACGACGUGGUUGGCAAAGCUAAAGCCAGCAAGCUUGUCCGAGCGUUAGUGGAGUGCUGUCUAACAGUACAUCAAGACAACAAUCAGAAGGUUGCUCUGGUGCAAGAAUGUAUCGAAUGGGCCACUCAGAACAGUCGACUCUUCUUGCGCAGAACGUUACAAGCUCGUCUCAUGCGUCUCUAUAAUGAUAUUGGACGAUAUGUCGAAGCGCAGAAGCUUGCUGGUCCGCUGGUAUCUGAACUGAAGAAACUGGAGGAUAGAGAACUGAUAAUGGAAGUGACUUUAGAGGAAAGCAAGAGUGCAUUUGCUCUCAAGAACUUUGCCAAGGUAAUAGAUAGCGUCGUACUAUUGAACAACUGA
Messenger RNA from Cylicostephanus goldi, 523 nucleotides. The record is from the annotation of a GenBank genome assembly. NCBI's taxonomy places the organism in Eukaryota, Metazoa, Nematoda, Chromadorea, Rhabditida, Strongylidae.